This is a messenger RNA of Cataglyphis hispanica, 9768 nucleotides long. RefSeq names its product rho guanine nucleotide exchange factor 17. Gene Ontology annotation, molecular function: guanyl-nucleotide exchange factor activity; protein binding. The transcript is spliced from 26 exons. NCBI's taxonomy places the organism in Eukaryota, Metazoa, Arthropoda, Insecta, Hymenoptera, Formicidae. Gene Ontology annotation, biological process: actin cytoskeleton organization. The coding region runs from base 611 to 5920 and encodes 1769 amino acids. The record is from RefSeq and is a predicted model, not a curated record.
UUAUUCGCCUGAUAUGUGCAAUUUCGACGCAAAUAAAACUUUCGAUACAAUCGAAAAGACUAUUUUGCGGAUUUAAUUUUCUCUAUUAAGCUGAUCAUAAAAUAUAAAAUAUCGCGACACAUUUUUCACAGAUUUUUGGCCGUUCGGUUUUUAUCGGCACAACUUGAUAAAUCGAAAAGAAACUAAGAUUUGCAGGAUCGGGAGCGAAAUCGGGAGGAAGUGAGAGAUAUCUAGAUUUGUAGAACGGCUGUGCUUCGAGCUCUGAUGUAUGCCACGGAUCUACCUUGUGCUAGUGCUCGCGUUUGAGUAUGAUCGACUCCCCGGAUCUCUCUUUCGUAAAUCGAGAUCGCUGAUUUUCUCAUGCGAUUCGCGCGAACGACGCGCGGUGAGCGCGUACCAGCGCGAGAGUGAUGCGGUGAGUGCAGACGCACUUGACGAGAAUUCGCGGGCUUGCGAGACCGCUCAGCUGGUGAUACAUCUCGCUGACGGAUAUUGGAUCAUGGAUCUGCGCGUUGUCGUUCAGCGAGCAUACUUUCUCAGGUGGGAUCGCGUGGAGGACAUCGGCGAAAGUAUCUUCGAUCGUUUACAGAAGGUGAGGGAAGGAUGAAGAAUGCCCCGUGCUGGCGGAGGAGACGGGGGUAGCGGACCCCAGAGGACGGGAGGGGGUGGCUUCGGAGGAUGGCUGGGGGGCGCCGCGAGGGCCAUGACAGGUGGAGGCGUCGGUGGUGGAUAUGUCAUUUUGGGUGGCACCAGAUACGGCCUACGAAUCUCUCAGGAGAGCCUGGCGCCGGCCAACUCCGGGGAGGAAUCGCAGGAGCAUCGGCGAAAGCGAAAUUCGCGCGAGAGCGACUCGCGGGAGCGGUUGACCGAGAAACCGGCGGAGAAGCCGCCGAUAGAUCUGGCCAGCAUCACCGAUUGCUGCUGCAUCGGUCCGCGGUCACGGCUUCCGCUCCCACGGAUUCCGCCGCCGGUCUGUUCGCUCAUCCCGAUCACGUCCUCGAUGACAUCCGUGACGCCGUCGCCGUGCCCUUCGACCGUCGUCGUCGACGGUUGCUCGCCGCCUCUUCCUGCUUCUAUCGCGAGCGUCGCGGAGACGACGCCGUUCGCUAAUAAUAGUCACGGCGCGGUGCAAACGUCGGUGGGGAACAUGGGCAGCACCAGCCAGCAGCCGCAGCAGAAACAGCAGUCACACCACCACCAACAUCAUCACCACCACCACUACCAUCAACAGCAGCAUCACUACCAACAACAGCAUUAUCCACAAACAGCGGCGGCGGCGGCGGUAACGUCGUCGUACCCGCCGCCGACGACGACGACGACGCCGUCUUCACCCUCGACGUCGCUCGGCUACUCGUCCGGCAUCCCGACGACGACGCAGACCGUCUCCGUGCCGCGGCAGCUCGCGCAGUGGACGAAGCAUCAGACGCUCAAGCUUCAGGAACCAGCCGUGAUAGCGGUGGACCGAUUGCACAGGUUUCGCUGGAGCGGGGGCGGAGGAGGAAGCGGCAAGAAGUCCUCUUCCGGCCCCCGCAGCGAGAAGGCUGAGCGCCUUCGCGAGCUCACUGAGAAACUUAAGGGACCGGCACCGGUUCCGCCACCCAGAAGACCAUCGCGGGUCCAGGCCUCCUCCCCUCCUCCGAGCGGAUACCAGCCGUCGUCUCAAAAUUAUCCACAGACGGACCCAAAUCCAGGUUGCGGUCGCUGCGAGGGUCGCCCAUCUCAUCGCAGCUUUACAUACAGCGAGGGCGGUCAACAUGGUGGCAACAAUCAACAGCCUCAGCAUCAGCAACAGAAGGACCAUCCGAAGACGAUCGUCCGCGGUGAGAGUGUCAGUGAAGAGUGUCUCAGUGAUCGGUCGGGAAACGAGGCGUACCGAAAGCCCUGCCACGACUCGAGAAAGCCCUCGAGAACGGGCAGACCCGAGAGAAACAGUGGUGACGUGAGUGACCUCAGAAGCAAACAGAACGUUAAUGCGGAGGCGGCAAAACACUUGAGACAGUACAGUGAUUCCGUGGUGGACAGUGCUACGAGUGUGGACGAUCUGUGCGAUAACCUGAACGCCACUUCCGUCGGCGGUGAGGGAGAGGAUCGGGAUGCCAUAACGACGCUGGAGCCGCGUGGGCUGCUCGCCUUUCACAGGGCCGGCGCGCCCUACAGAAGCGCCUCCUUCGGCCAGGUGGACUUUAAUCAAGAUGCAGAUUUUACUUUCAGCGCGAACUCGCACUUUCCUCUUCCGGUGAACCGACAGAAAACUCAAGCGAUCGCGGCGUCUAAUCGCUCCGAGAUCAAAGACGUUCGCGCAAGCACGUUACCCCGUCGUCGCGGUGAUGUCACACCAGGUGGCUCGACGCCCCAAAACAGUCCCAAUCGACAGAGUCCGAGGACGUCGACGCCCAGCGUCGACAGCGCCGUCGGUUCUGCCGAAGGUCUGGGUGUACCUCAACAAGGCAACCACGAGGAUAUCCGACCCAGAAGCGAUGGCUCAGACAGCUUGGCAACUUCCAGUGCACUAACUAGCCCGGAACCUCUGGUCCCGGAAGUGAACGAGCCGAGAGCCGAUCAAACGGACGCGGCUGCCGUCGAGUCGAUUAGCCACGAGUCGGUUUAUCCGAUUGUUGAAGGAAGUACUGUGGAGGAAACCGUUCAAAAAGAGACCAAAAUAGAGCCGCACGAGGUAAUUAUCACUCCACCCCCGGAGGAGCCGCGUCUGAGUCAAGCGAGCGAAGGCAGCGAGGCGCCGAGCGAGACGCCCUCGGAGACGUCCUCGCCGUCCGGCAAGACGAGACGAUACCGGGGCGACACUAGCAAGAGGAGGAAGGGCGUGUACAUAACUCAAUGGCCAGAGCCCUUGGACGCGAACAGGAACAAGCUGUCGGCUCAGAGCAGCGAGGAGAGAGACGAGCCACCUGCGACGCCCAGCGAUCUGUCCGACUGCGAGGGCCACACGCCUCGAAGGUACAGCAAGAGGCCUCUUCGCGGACCCUACGGGCAGAUGCUGGAGGCCGAGAUGGCGAAACCGCGUACCGCCGACAUCGCGCUCGACGAGGGUCUUCGUCCUCGCAGAAAGAUCUCAGCGAAUCUCUCGUACAACGCGAGCGGCAACAACAACAGCGGCUCCGAGCCACCCACGCCCUGCCAUCACCGGACGACCUCCAGCCCUACCAAACUCGAGGGGCUUCCGGGGCCGAGUCCCGAGCUGCUCGCGGAGCUGCUGAGAGGGUCCUCGGAGAGGGUGGCUCGCGCACCAGCGCAUCGAAACGACACAAGGACUCACGUGGUUGUGGAGCUUUACGACACGGAACGAUCCUAUGUGGAGGCGCUACAGAUACUAGUCAAUAAAUACCUACAGCCCUUGAAGAGCCCCGAGAAUGCUGGCUUGGUGGAUGCCGGAACGGUCGACGAGAUAUUUUAUCAGAUUCCUGCGCUUCUCAGCCAUCACGAGGUAUUCUUGGAGGAGCUGCGUAGGCGACUGGACACCUGGGAACUCAAGCAGACGAUCGGCGACGUCUUCCUCGAUGUGUUCACGAAACCGGUGGUGCUGGAGACAUACACCCUGUUCCUGGACAAUUGGAAAUCCGCAAGGAAGGCGAUAAAAACAACGUGCCAAGCGAAACCGGCCUUUGCACGAUUUCUCGAGACGAUGGAGCGCGAACACAAGGGCAAACUAGGUCUGGACCAAUUGUUGAUCAAACCCGUGCAAAAGAUCCCGCGGUAUGAGCUGCUUAUACAGAGAUUGCUAAAGCAUACAGACCCGACGCAUCCCGAUUACGAGCUGUUGCAGGCCGCGCAGAAAGAAGUGCACGAGCUGGUCGUGAAAAUUAAUUGCACGGAAAGGGAGUCACUCGAGUGGGAACAGCAACAAACGACGUUAAGGGAGGUCCAGGCCCUCGUUGAAGGUCUCGCCGGCAUUGUAACGAACGACAGAGCUUUCGUCCGGCAUGAUCUGGUCACUAUAGCGUCGAAUCAGGGCACGCGGAAGGAACGGGCUUUAUUUUUGUUCUCCGAUCUCCUUGUCAUCACCAGCAUCAAGCGUAGAAGCGGCACGAUAAGAAAACCAUCCACAAGCACGUGUCCGAACAGCCUGGUUGGUUUGCUUGACGCGAACAAAUACAAAAUGUUGAUGCGAAUUCCACUGGACGAUCUCGAAGUGAUGAAAGCCAAAGACGAGAAUUUAAGGCGAAUGGCGCGCGAAGUGGACUACCUUCGAGAAGAUUGCACAAAGUUAACUCAACUUCAGGAACUCGCCGCGACUUUGCACGGUGCCAAGCAGCAGUUGGAGGAUCUUAUCAAGGAUAUGCUGAGUCAAGCCCAACGACAACUGGCAGAAAGAAAUGCAGCGCAUUCGCAGUUGGCUUGCUUGGAACUAACACUCAAUACUCAAGCCGGAAUUGAGAAUAUAUCUGUUAUGUUCGCGAAACCUGACAAACGUGCGAGUUGGGAGGAGAGCUUUAAUGAAGCCAAGCAGAAACUCGCACUGUCAGCCGACAGGAGACUGUGUCCUGAAUUCGUGGGACCUUUACCGAUCAGAAAAACUCGAGCUGGUCUCCAGUUCACGUGCGCGGCGCCGACAUUGGUAAACGGACAGGGAUCGAAGGACGUUUGGGUCUGCAACAGCGAUGGAUACGUCGGUCAGGUGUGCGUGCUAAGUCUAAGCCCGGAACCACCGCAGGUUACGUCGUGUAACGGAGUCUGCAACUCCAGGAUACUCUGUGUCGCCGGGAUACCCGCGUGCACCCCCGGUUCAAACACGUGCACGUCGAACAACAGCCCAUUUAUUAACAGCAAGAGCGGUAUAAGCAUAUCGGUACAAGAUGUGGAUGCCAGUGGCGGUAAUAUACAGUUAGACAGUAGCUCGAGUUCCGACGAUUCAGACUCGGACGACAGUCCAUGCGCAGAUACGGGCAGCACGACAUUGAGCGGCGACGUAUCGAGUAUUGACAAUACUACUGCGGAGGAGGACGCGAAUCAGCCCACGAUGUGGCUGGGAACCGAGGACGGCUAUAUCCACGUGUACAACUGCAAUGACAACAUCCGGAUCAAGAAGAACAAGGUGAAGAUCCUGCACGGCAGCAGCGUGCACUGCAUCAUAUACUUGGAUAACAAGGUGUUCGUCUCUCUCGCCAAUGGGGACAUCACCGUUUACGUUCGGGACCAUACCGGUGGAUGGAAUACACCGGAUCCGACGACGGUAUCCGUCGGGACGGUGGCAUCGCCGGUAACCAAGAUGCUAUCUGUUUCUGGGAAACUUUGGUGUGGCUGUCACAAUAGUGUGAAAGUUUUGAACACUCAUACUUUGGACAUUGAGCACACGUUCAUGGUUAGCAGCGACACGAGCCGUGCCGUUUCUUGCAUGGCGAAUUCUGGAGGCUUGGGCGUCUGGAUUUCCUUACACAAUAGCGCUGUGCUAAGGCUCUUCCAUUCCGGUAGCUAUGAAUGUCUAACGGAUAUCAAUAUCGCGCCGGCUGUCACCAAAAUGCUUGCCACAGGUUGCGAUGACAUAAUUCGGCAGCACAAGGCCGCGUGUCUCAGGGUUACCGCACUGUUGGCUUGCAACGAGUUGCUUUGGAUCGGUACGAGCGCCGGCGUGCUACUCACUGUGCCAAUUCCCCAUAUAAAGCCAUCCACUCAGAGGAUGUCGCAGCCACCGAUCGUGACUGGAAUUCCUCACGGGCACACGGGACACGUGCGCUUUCUCACCUGCGUGGAAACGCCGAACCCCUCGAAACCCGAUCCUGGUUCGAAGGUGAAUCGUUACUCACUAAAGUCGAGUAAAACGCAACAGAACAAUAUCAAUCGCGGCAAACUCCUGGUGAUAUCUGGCGGAGAUGGUUACGAAGACUUCCGUGGACCUCAGGCAUCCGCAGAGUUGCAGGCCGGUCGUGAGGAUUCUACGAAUCAUCUGCUAUUAUGGAAAGUGUGAUAUGAUCUCGGACGACCCCAGGAUGAUGCAGUAGCUAUUUUACAUCUAGCAAGGGUCGCGGUAAACGAAAACCGGCAUGACACGCCGUGGGAAUCGUUGUUGUACGCGCAGCAUGCGGACGAAUGCCAUCGCCGUCGUCUGAUCGUGGCCGAUCACGACGCGCCGGCAGGUCCGGUUUUCAAGGAGCGCGGUAGAAUUCUCUGGCUGAUAUUAGCCGAAUGGAUUAAGGGGAAGAUGCGGGAACUGCACUACUUCCAGGACGUGAGGAAAUGUCGGGUGCAUAUUGCGCGGGAGUCCGAUUGAUCGACGAUCUUGGACCUGUUUUUUUCGUCUUUGCGCGAAUCUAUGAAAAGGAUGUUGUUCGUUGUUUGGUCAUCACUCGCGCAAGUCUGACGCAAAAUCAUUUACCAAUGAUACAUGCUUGAUGGUCAAAUUCCUUUUUUUUUUUUUUUUUAAUAUACAUAUAUUUGGAGAGUAAUAUUAUGAAACGAUUGUUACAUAAUAUUUAGAGAUCUGGAUGUUUAAAAAUAUUAUGUAAAUUUUUUCACAUAUUAUAAAUUAUUAAAUUAUUAGCAAUUUGCAUUAUAUUUAUUUCGAUUCUGCAUUUGUAAUUAUGUAGUAAAAAAAAUGAAUUUCUCUGCAUUAAGCACGUGCCUUUGGUAAAUAAAAUUGGAGAUGAAUAAAAUUGCGAGAUGUUGGAAAUGAUAGGAUCUGAUUCUAAAUGUAAUUUUCGAUGUCGAUGUAUGUUUGCUGUUUACACAAAGACACGAUUUUAAGAACGGCCCAUAUAUUAAAUUAGCAUAGUGCCAAACGACACAAAAGUUUAAAAGACAUUUACAAACUUGCUACAUCUUUUAAAUAACGAUAAAUGGUUUUUACAUAUUUGUGUCGUUUGAAUUUGGAUUAAGGGUACGUUUUCUUUUAGUUGCACUUUCAAAUAUCCUGUAGAUUUAAAACGAAAUAAGCCUACAGUGAAGCUUUUAAAGGAGAGAGAAAUAUAAAAAAAAAAAAUAAUGAAAAGUGCAACUAAAUAAAACAUGUGUGUUAACGGACCGGAUUACGAUCAAGUAAAUCAUCGACAUCGAUAAAUCGACGAUAGUGGAGUACCUGGCAGGGAGUUGAAUCGAGCUUAUAUAUCAAUACUGGCCUAAAUCGAAAAAUAGCAGAUAUAUAUAUACAUAUAUAUAUAUAUAUAUAGAGAGAGAGAGAGAGAAAGAGAGAUCUAUAAUUUAUUACGAUUACUAAAGUGCCAAAAAAAAAAAAACACGAGAAUUUACUCCCCGUUUGAUCAAUCGAUGCCGCGAAAAUACUGACGUUCUUGGUUAUUUCUAGUAUAAAAUGUAACUCGAUGUGUUUGUGUUAAUUGUUGAGAAAUUUAUCGGAUCUGUGUACAUCAAGGGCGUUAGAAAACUGGAGUAAUUUACAAAUUUAUUUAUUAGAAGGAGGCGAGAGAAAUAAAGACAGACAUUUGAAGCUUUCGCUUAUUAGAGAGGCGAAUGUUUUUAUUUUAUUCGGAUUUUAUUAUUUUCUAAUUAAGAUCACAAGUCAGUGAAAGCAAGUUUAUAACUGCAAGUCAGUACAAGUGCCAAUAAAUCAUUCAUGAAUUCGUCAUUAUAUACGCGUUUUAUCGUAUAUUUUUUAUUCUCCUCUUUCUAAUUUUUUAUAUAUAAAAGUUUUUAUAUAUAAAAGUUAAGAGAACUUAUUAAGAGAAAUUUUAGAAUCUUAUUUUACAAAAAUUUAACUUAAUUAUAAUAGAUGGCAAUUAUUCCUAAAAAUUUUUGAGUUUUCCCUAAUAUUUGAUUUUAAGAAAUUGUAAAAAAGAUAAGUAAUAUUAAUUUAAUUAUUCUCACCUACAAUUACUUGCUUAUUUACUUUUCUGUAAAAAUACUACAUACAUCAUAUGAUUUAUAAUUGAAAAACAUUGUAAAUCUAAUAACACAAGAGAAAUUUAAAAGGUUGUGCACCAUUGCUUUUGUACGAUCAUGAUAAUUGAUAAUUUAGUUGUUUACACUCGCUGUUUCUGCAGGUCUUUGUAAUCAAUGUUGGAUAAUAUAAUAAUUUGAAAGCAAAUUUAAUUCAAGAUAAGGAUUUGAUAUUAAAAAUCGCAGCGUAUUUAACAAGAAAAUAUGCCAUGAUUUAUAGCUUCUAUUAAUUACUUACGUGAUACAAGUAUUCAAAGAAUUAAUUAUUAAUUAAUAUGUUUUGACUUGUAACUGAAAACAUACAACAUUGAUUGCCAUGAAUACGCAAUCGCAUGCGAUUUGAAUAGUCAACAGUCUGUAAUAAAGCGAAUUACGCUUGACAAUAAUUAAAUGAUAAUGAGAACCUUAAUUAUACAAGAAACCAACCGAAGUUGUAUGUAUUUAAAAGCCAUCAAUGUUUCUGCUUGUGACAUCCUUCGUUAUUCAUGAAAACGAGCGACUGUAAAAGCAACGGCCAAGUAAUUAUUCCGAUUAUCUGCGAAUGUAGUGAUUUACGUGGUGUUGAAUUUAGUUAGUAUUUAAUCGUGAGUAAAUUAAUUAAUUGUGAGUAAAUUGCUUAUAAUUUGCAAUGGAAAAAAUAUGACAAAUCUAUUAUAUAAAUUAAGUACAAUGGAUAUUAUAUUAAACGUCAGAUAAAAAAUUGUGCGUAACACAAAGUUAAUUAUUCUCUUACGCAAAGUUUUUCGGCUUUUACGAUUUAUUAUUCUUAUUCGAAUAUAUACUCGACACGCAGAUCUUUUUAGAUAAAGAAAUAUAAUAUUUAUCGUUCUAUGCAAUCUCUUGGUCUUUCCAUUCCGAUAUUCGACAAUUUUAUUUAUGUGUGUAUAUCAAUUAUUAAUGUAUAAAUCAGGAUUUGGCGCGCACUUGUUUAUCGCACAAAAAUAAUACUUUGUCUCUCAAAAGGAUAUAUUCAAAUUAUAUAAAUUUUUGUCAAAUUAAGGCAUACGAAAAUACAUGUAUGAAUGCGAAUGAUAUGUAAUCAAGUGUAACUUCGAUCUCCAAGAGAUCGUUUUUCAAGCAAAUAUACACGUGCAACGUCACAAAACGUGAGAAAAAUGUUGAGAUAUUGCGCUUUCAGUUGUAAUUUUAUUUAUCAUCAAAAGAGAAAAUUGUAUUAAAAACAUGUUUAUUGAAGACAAUGCAUAUACAUGUCAAUAACAUUAAACAAACAAAAGAAUCUUUAUUAAUACAUAUAAUAUUAUAUAUUGAUAAAAUAUAUUGCAUCUUUCUUUUAUAUUAUAAAUAAAUUAUAAUAUAUAAGAGAGCAAAAAUACACAGAGAGCGCAAUCACAAUAACAUCUGACUGACGUUAUAUGCCUGUAUAUGCGCUACACAAUGCAUACAUAAAUUUUAAUUAAACUUGCAUUUGUGAGAUAUGUAUACGUUUCUCGAGCGAGACUUCACUUUUUCUAGUGAAUACAUAAGUUAUAUUUUUAAUGUAGUCAGUGUUCUAUGGGCAAAUUAUCUGCUUUGACACACGUGACUACACUUGUAUUAUAUAUAAUAUUCGAUAUUUUUUUGGUUCAUUAUUGAUUAUCUCGCUGCGCUACAUCACUUCGAACAUUAUAAUAUAUAACGGAUAGCGCGUGACGAUAUCAUAGAAUCUGCACAAAAGGUGCGAAGUGUAUGUUUGCAUUCUAUCCUUUUUGUACGUGUGUGAGAGUAUUUGUGCAUGUAUGUUUGUUCCGGAGACCGGAAUCGUGAUAUAGAGAAUUUCGGAUUUAACAUUUAUUAUUCCAAAAUUGUUAAAUGCGCGCAAAUACUAUGCGACACCGCGCAUGCGAUGUACACAAAAUAUUAACAUAUAUAUGUAUGAUACUAUGUACAAAUAACAAUGUUCGUUUAAAAUAAAGUCGUUUACAAAUA